Molecule: messenger RNA, 1957 nt
Organism: Hirundo rustica (Barn swallow)
Lineage: Eukaryota; Metazoa; Chordata; Aves; Passeriformes; Hirundinidae
Product: serine palmitoyltransferase small subunit B-like
Exons: 2
Coding region: 601-837 (78 amino acids)
Biological process (GO): endoplasmic reticulum organization; ceramide biosynthetic process
Cellular component (GO): serine palmitoyltransferase complex
Molecular function (GO): serine C-palmitoyltransferase activity
Source: RefSeq, a predicted model, not a curated record
GCGGUGCGCUGCAGCCUGGUGUGCUGCAACCCGGUGUGCUGCAGCCCGGUGUGCUGCAACCCGGUGUGCUGCAACCCGGUGUGCUGCAGCCCGGUGUGCUGCAACCCGGUGUUCCCGCAGCCCGGUGUUCCUGCAACCCGGUGCGCUGCAGCCCGGUGUUCCUGCAGCCCGGUGUUCCUGCAGCCCGGUGUUCCUGCAGCCCGGUGUUCCUGCAACCCGGUGUGCUGCAACCCGGUGUUCCUGCAGCCCGGUGUGCUGCAGCCCGGUGUUCCUGCAGCCCGGUGCGCUGCAGCCCGGUGCUCCUGCAGCCCGGUGCGCUCCAGCCCGGUGCGCUGCAGCCCGGUGUUCCUGCAGCCCGGUGUCCGCGCAUCCCGGUAUUCGCUCAUCCCGGGGUUCUCUCAUCCCCGGGUUCCCUCAUCCCGGCGCUCCCGGCGCUCGUUCCCCGCUCAGCUCGGCUCGCCCGAGGGCACCGCGGCGGAGGCGCGUCCCGCAGCAUCCCGCAGCAUCCCGCAGCCAGGGGCCGGUGACCUUGGCGAGCGCGGCCGCUGCCACGGCGAUUCCCCGGCGGCUCGGCGUUCUCCAACCCCUCUGGAGCUGAAGAUGGACGUGAAGAGGGUGAAGGACUACCUGUACUGGCUGUACUACCAGUACCAGCUGGUGACGUGCAGCUACGUGCUGGAGCCCUGGGAGCAGUCCAUGUUCCACACCAUCACCGUCACCGUGCUGGCCAUGGUGGUGUACACAGCCUACGUCUUCGUGCCCAUCCACGUCCGCCUGGCCCUGGAAUUCUUCUCCCAGAUUUUUGGGCCGCAGCCCGAGAGCGCGGUGCUGAACUGAGCUGGCCCCGGCGGGGCCCAGCAGCUCCCGCAGCUUUGUGAAAUCGUGUUCGUGCUCAAGUUUGGCUCUUAGGAAAACCCCGCUUUGCUUCACCUCCGGGGCUGGAGAGCGGAGCGAGGCGCCAGCACAGCCCCUCCUCCAUAAACACUCUGGGAACGGGACACGGCACCUGGGAUGGCGCAGGAUCCAAGCAGCUCCCACUUCCAGCAGCCCCAUCCAACCACUCUGGCACAGACUGUUUCGGUGGCUCAUCGCACCCAAAGUUCCACCAGCACAGCCCAGUGGCCACGUUAGAGGAGACAAAACAUGAGGAUAUCCAGCAGGAUUUGAGCGCUCAUGCCCGGGGGCUUAUUGACUUCCAGGCUUUAAUGGAUGGGAGAGGAACUUGGAAGAGAAAGCAACAGGAAGACGAACUUAAAUCUUUUUUUUUUUUCACGUCUAAGUUCCUGCAUCUGAGUUCAGAGGGUCUAAAAUAUUUUCUUUGUGGAGAAAGUCCUCCACCUCAUCUUGCAUUUUUGUGAGGCUGACAGGAAGAAGCAGCCCUGCUCUGUCUCAGGGCCCUCCUGCCUUCCCUGAUGAAAAUCGAAAUCUUUUCUUGCUGCUCCCACUCACCGAGGCAGCAAAGUGGAAAUCAGCACCAGGGGAAGAGGAUCCGGAGUGGAAAUAAUAUUUUAAUACCUGCAGGGAAAGCUUAAAGAGCUCUCCUUUGCAAAGAAGAAAUUAGAUUUAUUACCAUUGCCCGUGGGGAGGUUUUGGAACAAUGGGAGGUUUGUUCGGUUCUCACCCUACACAAAUCAAACGUGGAUGCCAAACCAUAAAUUACAGCUGCACACUGCACGUCUCUACCAGCUGAUGCUCCUGCUAGUAGAAGUGAGAAGUGCAAAAUGUAAAUAGCUUUCCAAUGAUGUUUGCACAGUUCUAGAUUAAACAAAUUUAAAAUAAAUAAAUAAAUAAAUAAACCUCUUAACUUCUUUCUCAAGCUGCAGCGGGCUCCUGCAUGCUUCAAAGCACAAGUUGGUUUGGAAACGAAGAACAUGUGGUGAAGGUUGCCCAGAUCUGAACAUGUGUAUGCAGUUUUUUCAGCCAAAAAAACGAAAAUAAAAUUUUAUUCUUCAGAAAC